This is a messenger RNA of Bacillus rossius redtenbacheri, 7600 nucleotides long. RefSeq lists its product as uncharacterized. Bases 15 to 1562 code for a protein of 515 amino acids. The transcript is spliced from 5 exons. Lineage: Eukaryota; Metazoa; Arthropoda; Insecta; Phasmatodea; Bacillidae. The record is from RefSeq and is a predicted model, not a curated record.
CCGGCAGCUGGGGCAUGCGUCGCGAGGACCCGCCCUCGUCCAGCGGCGUCAGCGUCGGCUCGGGGAGCGGCAGCAGCGGAGUCAGCACCUUGCAGCACCUCUGCAAGCAGUCCUCCGUCAUCAGCAACAUCUCGCCCAAGGCCGUCGGCUCGUCCUACUGCUUCUCGUCGCUGCCGCGCGGCGUGAUGGGCGGCUACAACAGCCUGGGGCGGCCCGCCACGCUCCCGCGUCAGCCCCUGCUCGCCGACGGCUACAGCACUGGAGGGGACAGCAAGCGCAACUCGGACUCGGUGCUGUGCCAGAGGCUGUUCCACCCGCUGCCCUCGUGCGACUCGAGCGUGCACGCGGGCUCGGGCUUCCACGACGUGUUCGAGGCGGUCCGCGACCCCGCCUGCAAGCUCAGGAGCCUCAACGUCAGCAAGUGUCUGCUGGGCGCCGAGGACGCGCUGUGCCUGGGCGAGACGGUGCGCCGCACCGGGUGCCUGGACGCGCUCAAGCUGGAGGGAGGCACACGCCUGGGCGAGGUGCUGCCCGCCGUGCUGGGGGUCGCAGACAACUGCUCCCUGCAGCUGCUCGACCUGGGCUCGCAGCGCCUCGUGCUGGACGACGGGCCCACGCAGCUCGUCUGCCAGUCGCUGGCCAAGAACUCCAGCCUGCGUCUGCUCAGCCUCGAGGGGUGGACCUUCCGCAUCGAGGAGGAGGGCUCGCUGUCGGUGUUCCUGUCGUUCCUGCAAAGCACGUGCAUACGGGACCUGGUGCUGGCCAACUGCCGGCUUCACCUCGCCAUCCACGACGGCCACCUGUCGGGCCUCGGGCGGCACGACGACUCCGUGGCGGAGCUGCUGACGUCGCUGCCCGACUUCGUGUGCCCGGCGGUGGUGUUCCUGCGGCUGGGCGGCUUCCAGGUGACGGUGAACGACCGGAUGGCCCUGCGCGGGCCGCACCUCCUGCCCUUCCUGAAGGGCUUCACCCACCUCAGCGACCUGGACCUGAGCCUGGACAAGAACUCGAGCGCGGGCAACCCGCUCCUGGUGGACGACCGCUCACUCUCCGGGUUCUUCGCCACCCUGUCCAGCUCGUUCCGCACCCUGCAGUCGCUCAAGAUGAGCCACUGGCGCGUGUGCCUGGACGAGGGCGAGCGCACCCUGCGGGCCGUGGGGCGCUCGCUAAGGACCUGCUCGCUCAGCCACCUGGAGGCCGCAGGGCUGGGCGUCACCGACACGGCGCACAAGGCCUCGCUGGAGCACCUCUUCCUGCAGGCGGUGGUCGCCAACCUGAGCUACCUGAGCCGGCUGGGGGUGGCCGGGGUCGCGCUGACCCCGGGCCAGGCGGCCGCCGUGGGCAAGUGCGUGCGCGACCGCUUCCCGGGCACCGCCCUCGAGCUGGGCGCCAAGGACGUGGGCGCGGUGGCCGUCAAGGCGCUGGUGGCCGCGCUCGAGGAGGGCAACAAGGUGGAGGUGGCGUACCUGGGGGGCGCCGCCUGCAGCCUCCGGGUGCAGAGGGUGCUCAAGAGCCACAAGCUCAAGGGCAGGUUCCGUCGAUUCACUUCGCUCAAGGAGUAACCUGGCGAGUCGCUUAUUCCAAUUCUCUCGCCAUUACCAUCACAGGGAAAAAAAACCCAAAUAAUUCAAGGAUUAUUUUUUCAUGUUCAACAUCUUAGCACUCGGUAGGAGUAAUUAUUUGAUUGGAAUGGAAAUCGCAAGUGCUAAACCUUCUGCGGUGGAUGGCGCGAACCAAAGUUUACGACAGAGCCAAAGGGAAAACUUUGUAGUAUUAUAACUGUUAAAGUGGAUUUUUUAACAAGACGAGCUGCAUUUGAUAAAAUUUUUCUCUCGUAGAAAAUCAGGUCCAAAGCCGUGGUUUUAGUACUUUUUUCAAGGUUUUUUUUUUUUCUUUCUUGGGAGACGUUACGUUAUUGCAGUUAAAAAUUUUGGGUCUGCUGAUCAAAUGAUUCGAUAGAAAAUGUAGCUGCUCUGGCAACGAAUUCUAGCAGCGGGCAUGGAAACUAUAUAUUAUUCGUAUCAAGAAAUAUAUUUUGAAAACACAAUUUUUUUUUCAUAGAUUCAUCACACUCUGCAUUAUUUUUAAGAAAUCUACGUUAAAUGUUGUUGAGUGAUUUUUAAUAUUAUAAGUGUAUUUGCAACAUGAAAACAUAUGAUUUUUCUCGUUACCGAGAUUAGAAGUCACGCAUCUCUGGCGAGCACUGAGAGUUCGCUCACACUUUUUUUUUAAUGAUGAUUUUUCUCAUAAAUUUAAGUUAUACCAGAGAUUUAUUUUCAUUAGUACCGUUUACACAUACACAUUAUUUUCUUCCCCAUUCCAGCCCAUAUCUAAGUGUUGCAAAAAGUUUUCUUCUCAUUCCUUUUUGGUCGUAAGUACAUGUAUGAGCACUGACUAUAUUGUUAUCGACAGUAAUUCGAUAAAAUAUUUUAUAGUUGCCAGCUGCAAUAGUGAAUUGUGAUAUCUAUAUAACAGUUGCUUGUUUUGAAUGUGUAUAUUUUAUAGUUUUUUGCAACCAACAAAUUUAGAGGUCAGGGAAAAUACAGGAUUCAUAUAAUCACAUGUUGCUAGCCACUCUGUAUUUUUGAGAGUUUUUCCAGUAAAUUAAUUUUUUUCGCAAGAUAUAUACUCAACUAUUUUUUUGAGCUGUGGUCACAAAUACGAACACUCGUGCGACUUUUAAAUGCUAUUAGAUAUUAUUCAGUAAAUGUUUUUUGAGAACAUUUGGCACGAAUCAUAAAAUGUGAGAGAGGUAUAGAUGCAGAUUCACGUGAAAAGCCCUGAAACAUUGGUGAUGAGAAAAAAAUAAAAUAACAAACUCUGCAACUGAGACACUCGCAAUUUUAAUAAAUAAUUUUCCUAGAAAACUAGCUACUUUAUUUCUUUUCUUUUGGAAAUAUGGUGCUAAAAUUUCAUUCAAAAUGAAUGUUUAAACACCUGAUUUUAUCAAGGGCUUCCCAAGCUCAUGUUAUAUAAACUUACUUUAUUGAUAUGCUCUAAAAAGAGAUUUUUAGUAGUUGUGUGGUUAUAUAUUUUUCCUACAUCACACUAAGACCAUGCCUCAAUUUCAGGAAGCUCCUCCGUUUCUUUCUCAAAAAAUCAUAAAAUUUUACAAAUUCAAGCUUAUUUAUUAUUAGUUUUGAAACCACACAUUAUACAACUAAAUACUAAGGUUAUUUUUAAAGACAUAUGGUAGACUGAUAGUCUUUUUUCUUCUAUGUGUCUUUCUGUUGUGCUUUAAGUUGAAGAAUUUGACAUGUAUUUUUGAAAAUCAAGUCAUUACCGUACUUACUUUUUCCAGUCAUUCAGAUUUUAUUUGCACCUCAAAUUCUCCCGCCUCUCAAAAACUGGCGCUAGGCUCAAAUGCCUGAUUGGCCCGUUAGUAAAUCAGGAGGAUCAGUCUAAGACUUUUACACUUUUGAACGAGGAACAUGAUAGCAUAUCACAAAUGAUAAUGGCUGCUGUGGUUUAAUACUAAAUUCAUAUAUGGCUGUCAUCUAGCACAUACACUGUUAAGAUAAAAAAAAAAACAGUGCCAUAAUAAUGUUACACUGAACAUGACUUUUAUGUUAAAACAUGUACUCAAAUUAUUUCAUUUUAUUUUUUGGUUCAGUAUAGCAUAUAUUAGUUUUCCUAGUAACUUUAAUUUUUAUGUCUUCUAAUAUAAACAUAACAAAUGUAUUUACCUAUUAAAUAUUGGUAUCAUUCAGUUUACUUCUGCCACAGAAAUACUUGAAUUAUGCACUGUAUUAGUAGCCUACAAAGUUUUAGAGAUCAACCUACAAACCUACAAAAAUUAUUUAUUCUUAACUAGCAAAGUUAUUUCUAAAAAUAUUUUUGACACUACUACAGUUAUUUCAACGCAGUCAAAAGAGUUUUAGGUUAUCUCCACCAAAUGUAAUAUUCCUAUUUAAUUUCAGUUUUAUAAACCAGUAGAUAUUAAAGGAACCGAGAGAAAAAUUGAAUAUUACAGUAGGAAAUUAUACACAUUUAUUGUAUGUGUAAAUGACUCAAACUUGUAUUUUUACUUAUUGUGUGUUAGACAAAAGACAUGCCCAGCAAUAACAGCUUAAACCUGUGCGUGUAAUUUUUCUUCGUAUAAAACAUUUUAACUGACAACAUCAGACAGUUAUAUAACAUUGUAUAUUUGGCUCCAUGCAUAUGUAUUUCAAAUCAAAAUGUUGAAAGCUGUGUUUAGGAAGCUAAGCUUAUAUGGACAUUAUAACAUACAAUUUCAUAGUCGUCCUCAAGUAUAAAUGGUUUUAGUCGACAUUUAACAACCAGCCAACUUUGUACAUUUUGUACUGUAUUUUUCAUGUUUAAUAUGUAAACUUUGAGUAAAUGUUGCCAAAAAAAAUUGGUACAUAGUGAAAAUUGAUAAUAAUUACAUGUUUGUUCUUAUCCGGCUUACAUAUUACUCCAUACUUCUAUACAACUUCAUAAAUGGAAAAUGAACUACCUAUGUGAAUUUUCAUGUUUGAUACUUUGUACGGAAUGAAACUGUAUUAAAUUAUUCUCAUCGAAAAUCUGCAAUGUUUAUGCUAAAAAGUUGAAAAAAAUUUUUUGCUGUAAUGUCUUAAAAGCAUAUGGGUAUUGAGUCACGAGAUAUUGUUUGCAAUACAGCUGUUGAAGUAAGCCGUGCACAUUGUAAAUAUUUGGAUGUAAUGUUGUUUUAUUGUUUCAAAGAGACUUUCUGAAAAAACUGAAGGAGCUUGUGAAAGUUCAGCAAUCAGUACGGAAAGAUUAUUCUGCUAAAAUCUGCACUUGGGUAUGAAAACUUGAGGUGUAUCAAGAAACUAAUGCAUAAAUUUUUUUGUGAAAUGCAUUCAAUUACAUCCAAAGAAAGCAUAAAAAAACAUAUCCCUUAACUAAGAUGGCAUAGUUAAGUGUUGUUGCUGCAUCAUUAAGAAUUAAAUGAGUGUGUUAGUUAUCGCAAAAAAUCUGUACAUAUGUGUUUGGAAACUACACACCAACACUCAGAUUGUUUUGAUUUUUUAAAGCAAAUGAUGGAGAUGUAUGUCUGUUAAAACAUUUGUGUGUAAGAAUGGCUUAGUUAAAUAUGUUUAAAAUUGGCAAAAAAAAAAAAUAGUUUUUCAUUACAUAUAGAUCUGAAACGUUCUGAAAUUUUAUUAAUCUCUAAACAUGUAAAUAAUGUUUUGAACUUGUUAAAAAUUUCAUAAAAUACUAUCUACGUUAUGUAUUUAAAAUAACUUCCCUUUCUGACAGUGAAACUUUAGCUUCACAUAGUUUAAAUCUAGGUGAUUGGGUAAAUAAUAAAUCUUUCAUAAUUUUUUUUCCCCAAGAAAUUUAUGUAAUUCAUGUUUAUUUUUCACUACAGUUCCAAACAGAAAUAAUUAAAUGUGAUUUAAUUGUUGUUGAUAUUACGUGGGAUUUGGCAGGAUGAACGUGUUAUGCUCCAUUAAUGUUAUACUUUGGAAUAAAAUUGUUAUUGAAUGUCCAUGCCACUAUACAUGAAUGCAUUUAAUAAACUUUAAGGUGGUUGACUUCCUGAUUAACAUUUCUACUGGAAAAGUAUAGUCAGUGACUGAAGGCCACUUGCGUGUAUUUGUAAAAAAAUAUCAUCCGUGAAUAGCACACAAACCUACAAACGUAUGUUUUAUCCAGUAUCAUUUAUGGUACUUAAAAAUGUUAUGUAUUUAGUGCAUGUAUGCUUGUGAAGUGUGUUAAAGACAGCCGUCACAUCAUGCAAGUAGUAGCUUUCGUAGAAAACUUUAUUGAAAGUGGACUAUGAUGAAAGUGUACCUAAUUCAGUAAAUUGAGGAAGAUUUUACUACGUACAUAGUUUAUGAAAGUAAUAUUAGAGUUUUAAAAUGCUAUACAUAUAUAGUGUACAUUUCAGAGUGUUAAAAAUUUGUGAUAAAAUGUGUUGUUUAUUUAAAGAUAAUGGUCCUAAUAUGUAAAUAUGAUUACGUUGUGAAUGAAUAACUGUUUGAGUUUAUAAGUUUGAGGUACAUGUUAUUGUUGUGCAUUUUACCACAUAGCAGCAUAUCUAAAUGUUAAUAUGUUUGAUAAUGUAAGGAAUAUUUACUACUGAGUAAAUAGUUGCCAUGUAGAUUUUUAUAUUUUGUAUUACUUUAUAAGGUAAAAAUAGGGUUUCAUUUUAGUCUAAGCAGUAUUGCCAUAAUAUUGUAAGUUAUUAGUACCUAUUUAUAUUUAAAAUUAUUUUUAAAACUUUCGGUUUUUAAAUUGCACUAGAAAUAGCAGUUUGUGAUACAAAAAAAUAUUAACGCAAGUAUUUUUUUAGAAAAUCUAUUUUAUCACAAGUCUAAACACAAUAUUUUAUUUUGCCUACAGUAUUGCUGUGGCCACGCUUGCAUCCAAAAUGUGACAUUUUUAUUAGCAGGAUUAAGAAGCCCUUCGCUCUCUCUAACAGUAAAACAAUUUUUUGUUUUUUUUAAGUACAACCAAACUUAUUUGUAUUUUUAGGUCAAUAUUUUACAGCAGGUUGUUCAUGAAAAAUAUUUAAGAACUGAUUUAGUGUCAGAAAUACAUUUUGGUAAUUACUUGCACUGUUGCAAGAACACAGAAGCGCAAAUCUGUAGGAUUUGUGGUUGGGGGGGGGGUGUUUAUCCGAUAUAAUACAAGUCCGAUACAGUGCUCAUGUGUUGAACACUGCCCAUAUUUUAGCCUAUGUAUACAUAUGCAAGUAAUGAACAGAAAACUUUUACGUGUACAGAAAGUUUUCCAUAAAACGUGGUUUUGGCAUUUACGUUUAUCAACCCUGUUUCACACUCACUAUUUCACAAGCGAGGGGCUUCUUAAUUUCAGGGAGGAACUGGGGCCCCCUGCUUUCCCCCCCCCCCCCACACACAACCUUGGAUCUAUGCCCAUGAAAGAACAUAUCAGUGAUUCCCUUCAUAUUAUAAGUUAUUACUGUGUUGUUCAUAAGUCACUAAAUGGCACAAAACCACAUGACGUAAGCAAGCUAUAUAAACAAUUGUGGCUGCUUGGAAAAAUAAAAUACUAUAAUAGUUUAACUGUCUUCUGACUUGCUAGUGUGUAACACAUUUAUCACAUUUUAGCAUGCAGAUCAUUUUUCCAGUCACCAAUCAUGUAAGAUAAUUUUCUUUCCCCCCCAUCCCCUUUUCUUUAAAUAAGCCGUAUUAGUUUGGCAUUGGCUGUGAACUUGUUUAAAAUAAAAAUUAAGAAAUGUAUUUUAAAGAUUGCAUAUUGUAUUUAUAGAUAUGUUGUUGAUAUUAAAUUAUAUAUGAAAAGGUUAACUGUUUGCUUCAGUCUACAAAACAAUGGACCCUAAAUAACAUUUAGCGGUGCCCGAAGUUUCCUAUGUUGUAGUUAUUAAAAAAAAAUUAGUAAUAGCAUAUACUGAUGUAUAAUUUUUACAUAAAAAUUAAUGAUUUUCUUACAAAACAAACAAAAAUGAAAAACUGGUUCCAUACAUGCGCUUGAAGAUGUUCAGCCAAAAAGAAAUUUUGUAGACCAGGCAGUAAACUGUAUUGCAUUGCGAUGCUUAAUAUUGUUGCUUGAUUAAUUGUGAGUUUUACCUGUUCCAUGCCACAUGUGUGCUUGGUGUCAACACGUAAAUACACACAAUCUCUUUACAUCUGCAGAGAUUACUACA